Molecule: messenger RNA, 621 nt
Organism: Schizophyllum commune H4-8
Lineage: Eukaryota; Fungi; Basidiomycota; Agaricomycetes; Agaricales; Schizophyllaceae
Product: HSP20-like chaperone
Exons: 3
Coding region: 129-587 (152 amino acids)
Biological process (GO): protein folding; response to hydrogen peroxide; response to salt stress
Source: RefSeq, a predicted model, not a curated record
CACUCUGAACGUUCUCGAAGCCCUCCCCCAAGUAUAAAGGCUGGGCGCCUGUCUCCUCAGAAAUUCAGACAAACAGCCACUCACCAGUACUCGAGCAACAGUUCUCUCAUAUCUCUCGACCUACUACGAUGUCUGUCUUCUACUACGAGCCCUUCUACGACAUCGACCGCUUCCUCAGCGAGGCCUUUGGCCCCCGAGGCGCGGACAACGCACAGCGCCGCAUCGGCGAGGGCAAUACCAACGAUGCGCCGCGCGCCCUCAAGCCUAGGAUGGACCUCCACGAAGACGCCGAGAAGAACGUCGUGACCGCCACGUUCGAGCUCCCAGGCGUCAAGAAGGAGGACGUGCAGAUCGACUUCCACAACGGGCGCCUCACCGUCGGCGCGGAGACGAAGGCCGAUGAGGAGCGCGAAGAGAAUGGCUACGCAGUGCGCGAGCGCCGCUACGGCAAGUGGUCGCGCACGCUGCAGCUCCCGCAGGGUGUGAAGGAGGAGGAAGUGAAGGCGACGAUGGAGAACGGUGUUCUCACCGUGACAUUCCCGAAGACUUCUCCUCAGGCGGCACCCAAGAAGAUCACCGUCAACUGAGGGCCUCAUGGGCGCAAUUGGUUUUUGUUGGCAC